AUGGAAGAGGGGGUCACAUAUGCCGAUCUUCGCUUGCCGCCCACACCAGCUCCUCAGCAGCCAGUGCGGCUGCCCUGGUGCUGGGCAGCCCUCAGCCUGGCUCUCCUCUCCCUGCUGCUCCUCCUGGCACAAAUCAUCCUUGUUGGCUUGAGCUUCCACUAUUUAGGGCAACAAGCAAGCUGCACCCGUAGUCCCUGGAGUAUGGAGGAGAGCAUCAGCUGUCAGCAACAGACAGUGCGAGGGCAAUGCCAGUUCUGCCCGGCCGGCUGGCUCUGGGAUGCGGGGCAGUGCUACUACUUCUCCUCUGCCAAAAAGACGUGGGAGCAGAGCAGAGAGGACUGCUGCUCCAGAGGGGCACAGCUGGUCACCAUCCAAGCCAACACCACCCUGGCUUUCCUGGUGCGCACAGUCAACAUGGAAGUCUUCCACGUUGGGCUGAAGCGGGAUGGCUCCAGGUCUGACUGGAAGUGGCUGGAUGGCACCACACUAAAGAGGUUCUUCCCAAUCCAGCACACCACCAGAUCCUUCCUGGCCUGCGGCAGGGUGUCAGGCUUGGGGCUGUCAGGUGGUCUGUGUGGGGAAGCCCUCGGAUGGAUCUGCAAGCAGCAUGCAGCCACCCUGCAGUGGCUUCGGUCCUCUCCUCCCACCUUCCUCUGGGGAAACACCACCUACACCUGUGUGGGGUCCUGA
Messenger RNA from Athene cunicularia (burrowing owl), 690 nucleotides. Its product is annotated as killer cell lectin-like receptor subfamily G member 1. The transcript has 6 exons. NCBI's taxonomy places the organism in Eukaryota, Metazoa, Chordata, Aves, Strigiformes, Strigidae. The record is from RefSeq and is a predicted model, not a curated record. The coding region runs from base 1 to 690 and encodes 229 amino acids.